AUGUAUUAUGAAAAUUGCGUUUAUGCAUUUAUCUUGAGAGAGAAGAAAACAAGAUUACCCAGCCCUUUUAUAAACUAUCUGUUUGCUAUAUCAUGCUGCUUAUAUAAAAAAGCAAUGCUAAUUUGUUCAGAAAACAGCAUGAAAUUAUGCAAGUUUGACCUAUUAAUAGAAAGCUACUCAGAAAUACAAUUUAUUGAUCUUUAUCCAGCAUAUGCAUAAAAAUGGGCGUGUUUAACCAAACCCAAACUCUUAGCACCUGUAGCGGGGAGACUCAGGGAAAUUAUGGGAAGGAGCUUUGGUGUUCAUAUGUGCAUCGGGCCAUGCUUUAUUUGCUUUAAUGGAGAGCAAUGUCUAAGUUAGCGAAUCGCAGUCUCGCAUUUAGAUCAAGUUUUAUCUCUAAGGAAGAUAGAAUUCGGAGUUGAAAAGAGGUGACUAGCCAACGAGGUCCUCAUAGUAGCUCAGGAACGUUUUUCAGCGGGAUACUACGUUGGGUCCUGGACUACGAAUUUUCAUUUUGACUUAGAAAAUUUGUUUGAGAAUUUUUCUUUUGCAUACGUUACGGUGAUCCAAACUUUCCUACUACAAGGAGCAUACUCAGGCCUAUGUCUGGAAGGAGCGAACACUUUGAAGACCGUGGUACGAUUGCUGGUGAAGUCAGUGAGCUUUUCUAAUAUUUUUAUCCAGUAUCAGAAAAAAUGCUAUUUACUGGAAAUAAGAGGGCUUAUAUUGCAGAUAGCAUUACUUUAGCGUUAUCAUUAAUUAUUGAUUAGGGCGCUUCCUCUGUUUGCGUCUCACUCAAGGCGAGUCUUCUUAGAAGCUAUCAGCGAGCCUCCCUUGGCAUGUCAGCAUUUCCACCAGAGAUAGCUCUCCUCUGACUUUCGGCCUGGCUCUUUAAUGCUGUUUCGUGACCUUAAAGUAUGCAGGUUUGAGAUUUGACAAUUUCUGCUUGAGUGACUAGGAUAAAUUCCCUAGCUAGUAUCUAUUCAAACUAUGCCUUCGUUGUCGGCACUAGUGACCUCUAGGGUAAAACGCCUUUUUUCGCAAUUGUCCAUCGGAAAGAUCUUAUCUUAUCUUAUUAAACGUUAGCGUUAGCUACAUUGGCGACGCAGUUCUGUACGGAGGUUUUUUUUUUUUUGGCUCCAGUCUAGAGAGUCUUUCCCCUAUAGAUGGAUGCCACUUCUGGCACCUUCUGUCUCCUCUUGCCUUGAGGCUUCAGGCUCGAGUGGGCGUUUAUGGAUUUCUGCAACCCUGCUAAGGGUAAAUAGAGUAACUUGAUUUCAAAGAUCCUUGGAUUCGAAGUGCUUUUCUUCAACAGCUACAGGAAAAAGACUACUUCCCUGUGACCAAGGCCGAAAACCCCAGUUUCUCGGCAGAUAAAUGCCUAUGGGUCCUUAAGUCAAAAGGACUUUGAUGAGUACCUCCAUUUCCAGCCACAGGAAAGCAGCCAAAUCCUACCCAGAUGCACAACUCUUGAGCCUGCACUUGAUUUUCAGCUAGCAGUCCGUCCAAUCUUCGUAACCAUAAGGUCCAGACUGUUGAUCUAAGAGGGCAGGUGACACGUGUCGUCAUUUUAAUGCAGUAUCCAUCUGGAAGACACAAAAUAUUCAUUGCUUACUAGGGAGGCAAAACCUAACUAUAUUGCAGACAGCGAAAAUGGAUUUUUUGAAAGCGGGAUUCAUAAUGAAUAUAUUUGGAAUAAAAUCGGAUCAUUUCAAACAAAUUCUAUUAGAAAUUACAUUAACCGUACCCACUUAAAUUUAUUUUCUUUUUUUUUUAUGGAGCAUGAAGAUAUCAUAAUAUACCAAUUUGACUUGCGCAAUAAAACUAUUUAUACAGCAGAAAGCCCUUACAAUUAUUUUUCGAAAUUGAAAUCUAAAUCAAAAUAA
Molecule: messenger RNA, 1886 nt
Organism: Blepharisma stoltei
Lineage: Eukaryota; Ciliophora; Heterotrichea; Heterotrichida; Blepharismidae
Source: the annotation of a GenBank genome assembly